AUGGGUGUCCCGCUCGACUACACUCCUCCAGCGUCUCGCACGCGCCCCAGUGCUGGUUCCGGUGUUCGCACUGCCGCAGAUGCCAGCCCUAAGCCACCAGCCGACCCUACGGCAGCAGGUCGCUCGUCUAUCCGACGCUCGCACGCCUCACAAUACCCGCGGAGAACCCUCGGUAGGCUCCAGGCUGCCCGUCGUUCCAUCGUCUCUCGGGCGGCCGACCGCGACCGCGACCGCAGCAGCGGCGGCGAUAGGGACCCGUCACUCCCACGUAUCGCCAGAAAUCCACUGCUCGACUAUGGCGGAAGCGUGUGGGACAAUGUCGAGAUGCCAGGCGUCAGUCGUCGUGAGAUAGGCCGUCGGCUGCUACGAGAUAGCGUCAACUAUGCCUCCCCCGGCCGUCGUAUGAGGAUUCCCAGAGACCCGCACGGCCAGGAUCUCCCGCCUUUGUCCGUGGCCCAUGCUACUCGACACCGCGCAUCGUACUCGCCUCGAUUCGCGCCCGCCCAUCCUGAGGACCCCGUUCAGGCCGCCGGCCAGGAGUUCGAUGACCCUUCCCCGGUCGAGGGGACCAUGGACGCCAGCAUGCCUCUACUCCGUCGCGUGGGACACCGCUCCGUCGCCACGGCACGUAACUCACCAUCGACUGCACCCUCAUUUUCUCUAGACGACAUCUUCUCCACUGACCGUGACGUCAACCGCAUGCCCACGGAUGACGAGGUCCCCGAUGUAUCAGACACAUGGGCCAGGCUGCUCAAUACCAUCCCGCUAGACAACCAUCUUCCCAGUGCAGAUUCCUCCUUCACCUCCGCCACUGCAUCAGCUUCCGCGGCCGUAUCUCGAGCAUCAACCACGGCUCCUACAUCUCUCACCCCUGCUUCAUCAUUUGGCUCCACUGCCUCCUCGCGCAUGCACAUCAUGUUCGACCCAUUCCCACCCCUCCCUGCAAAUUGCGAUUUCAUCUCUUCUUCUGAAAACUCAGAUACAGAGGCAGACGAUGAUACAGAACGGUACCAAAGCCGGGGCCGGAAUCAGUCACGAAACCAGUCACGAAACCAAUCACAGACACAGAGCCAAUCCCAAACACAGGCCGAUGCUGGUACGUCGUCUGACAACGCUGCGCCCACCGCUUCUUCAUUCACGCUCGAGAAUGAAGCAGCCGGCCUGCAACUGCUACACGACACGCUCAAUCUUCUGAGCAGACGAGACGAUAUUCCAGAAGAAUGGUGGGCCACCGCCGGCCUGACACGUAUCAUUAAUCGUGAGCUCAAUCGCGAGCGUAACGCCGAGUAA
Molecule: messenger RNA, 1290 nt
Organism: Arthroderma uncinatum
Lineage: Eukaryota; Fungi; Ascomycota; Eurotiomycetes; Onygenales; Arthrodermataceae
Exons: 3
Coding region: 1-1290 (429 amino acids)
Source: RefSeq, a predicted model, not a curated record